AGGUUUGGGGCCUAACCCACCGAUUUGGUUCCUUGAUUUUACAGCUUCCAUGUACUUGGAACGAAUAGGAUUUACUAAAAGGAAGCCUUUCGAGUACAGCAGCCAAAUCAGGACCUAAUCGGGACGAUUUCGCCAAACUUUCAGGUCAAGAAUAAAUCCUUGAAAAUUAUCAGAUAUAAUUUUUUAAUAUUGUAAUAGAUACUCGUUACAUUGACUAUUAAUUUCCGUUGUUUCAAGAACAGGAAAUGGAUCAUUGUGUAUAUAUCAGUUGCUUCAUGUUUUUUCCGAUCAGAUGGGACAGAAAAACGGGGAAUAGACAACAAAAACGAUGAUCAGAGCUGAUUCAAAUCUAAUAAAACUUGUCACCGAGUUGAAUAACGCACGUGAUCAGCGCAAGACAGCGUGACGGCUUAUUUUCUAGCAUGUGAUGUUGUUGGCCUAAAGUCGGAAUCGAGACGGCGAAAUGCAUAAGGAACGAAUUGGUGUCGCGGGAACUGCCAGAUCUUAAUUACAAACGUCUCCUUUUGGUGCAUCUCUUGGGAAAAUGGAGGGAAGGCAUCGCAUUUGAUAGGUCAGCGGAAGGCGACAUACUGCGUAUGCCGUCAUAUAAGCAGGAGAAGGAAGUGGCGGUCUGUUCAUUUGUUCUUAGCUUGUGUCAACCAAGGAUAGAGCUGGGAAAGGAGUUUUAACUGGUUUAUAAGUAUGAUGGCACCUAAACACAGUAUAAAGAAAUUUCCUCUGAUAUGGUUGUGGCUGGUUACUGUCUUCUUAGCUAGUGGUGUAAUCAUCAACUGUGUUCAGCUUCUUUUGUUACCACUGUGGCUCAUAAAAAAGGAUUUGUUUAGGUGGCUCAACUUGAAUUUGGUCUACCUACAUUGGUGCCAGUUGACAUUCCUUGCUGAUUGGUGGUCAGGUAUGAAUAUCAAGCUUUAUGGAACAAAGGAAGACUUUGACAAACUAGGAAAAGAGAGUGCUAUCUGCCUGGCAAACCAUCGCAGUGAUGUUGAUUGGUUGAUUGGAUAUACAGUUGCUGAGAGAGUAGGAGUGCUGGCGACUUGUAAGUGCUACAUGAAGGGCUACUUAAAGUUUCUACCAAUAAUGGGAUUCUCAUGGUGGUGCACAGAGUUUGUCUUCUUACAACGAAACUGGCAAAAGGACCAAAGAUUACUUGAGAAGAGUCUAAAUACACUUCAAGAUUUUCCAUUUCCAUUUUGGGUUGGUAAUUAUCUUUUAGUGUGAAACAUAAUCUAAGUGGAGAUAUUGGGAGAUGUUGCUUAGGUGUUGUUGUUUAAUGAAAAUAAAAAAUUAGUUGAUGAGUAACAGAUGCACAAUUUUCCAAGACCAAAGUGUACAAGUUGGUUUUACAGAGGUUUGGUCGAUGCUUGCAAUUAUUCAGUUUAUUUUAAGCAAAUUUCUUGGAAAGUGGGGAGUAUUUUAAACCUUCA
Messenger RNA from Pocillopora damicornis (cauliflower coral), 1445 nucleotides. Its product is annotated as 1-acyl-sn-glycerol-3-phosphate acyltransferase delta. Gene Ontology annotation, cellular component: endomembrane system. NCBI's taxonomy places the organism in Eukaryota, Metazoa, Cnidaria, Anthozoa, Scleractinia, Pocilloporidae. The record is from RefSeq and is a predicted model, not a curated record. Gene Ontology annotation, molecular function: 1-acylglycerol-3-phosphate O-acyltransferase activity.